Molecule: messenger RNA, 363 nt
Organism: Mesorhabditis belari
Lineage: Eukaryota; Metazoa; Nematoda; Chromadorea; Rhabditida; Rhabditidae
Source: the annotation of a GenBank genome assembly
AUGGAGCUCAUUCCAGUUUGCUACGCGAGGUGUCUGUCUCACGGAUUGCCAGAGGUCCACCAGCCACAGACGAAACUCGGAUCACUAACGGGAUCAAAAGACACCGAGAGUUUAUUCCCAGAUUCCGGAAUCGAUAAGUAUGUAGCGGCUUCUAUUUUACCUGCAGGUGCUACUUGGGAGCUUGCUGCCGUUCUUCAGGCCCGUCCGAUUGUUGAAGCUUUUUCUCAUUCAAAAGAUGAAUCGCCCAUGAUGUCGUUCAAAUUACUCAAUAUCGCUGGAAAGACGAGACGAGGACAACUUUUGUUUACUCAUUCAAUCGUCGAGAACGCCGAGUGUUCAUGCCCGUUGGAACUCAAGGCACGA